GACUCUCACUUCCCAGAGUUUCACUUCACGAUGGCGGAGGGGCACUCGCGCGCGGUCGGACCGUCAAGCGCAUUUUAACGGCCCUUUUCUGUCCCGACGCCUGUUCUCCUCGUUCGGACAUUUUGUCGCGCCGAGAUAAGCGCGGAGGUGUUUCGGAACCCAUGGCGGACCGAGGCGUGGAUUUGUGCGCUCUGCCCAAAGAGGUGAGGGACCAGCUGGCGGAGUUGGACUUGGAGCUGUCCGAAGGAGACAUUACUCAGAAGGGCUAUGAGAAGAAAAGAGCCAAGCUAUUGGCCCCGUUCAUCCCACAGACUCAGAAUGUGGAUCCAGGCCUGCAAAAUGACCAGCGGGGCCCAGCCUCCAACUCGGCCCAGGCCCCUCCACCUGCCCCUUCAUCUAGCCGCCAGCGUCGUGCUCACCGCAGCGGUGGCGCCAGGGAUGACCGCUACCGAUCUGACAUCCACACAGAGGCAGUGCAGGCUGCCCUGGCCAAGCACAAGGAGCAGAAGAUGGCCUUGCCCAUGCCCACCAAGCGCCGCUCCGCUUUUGUCCACUCUUCCGUUGAGAACUGUACCCCUCCUGACACCUCCUCUGCCUCAGAGGAUGAAGGAUCCCUGCGCAGGCGAGCCGCUCUGAGAGCAGCCCUGGCUCAGACGCUCCAAAGCCCAGACUCCUGGAUCAGUCGCUCCCUUCAGGGCUCCUCCACGUCCUCCUCCGCCUCCUCCACUUUGUCGCAUGGUGAGGGCAAGCCCCAACCUACUGCGCUGGCUGACGUGCUCGCGCACACCCGCAUAGAAAAUAACAGCGUGCCUCCGGAUGUGACGACGUCCGCCAUUCAGGACCAGGUGUCACGAGGUGGAGUGGAGGUGCCGAAUGCCCCCGUACGGGGCAUGAGCCGUGGGCAGAGCCGCUCCAGCAUGAUGGAAACCGCGGAUGGAAAAGGGGUUCCUGUGAGCAGCAGGGUUUCCACCAAGAUCCAGCAGCUGCUCAACACUCUCAAGCGCCCCAAGAGGCCACCGCUGAGUGAGUUUUUUGUAGACGACACGGAUGAGAUCGUGGAGGUACCACAGCCAGACCCCAACACCCCCAAACCUGAGGGCCGUCAGAGUACCCCGGUGAAGGGCGAGCCACUGGGUGUGGUUAGUAACUGGCCUCCAGCCCUCCAGGCAGCCUUGGCACGCUGGGGGGCCACACAGGCGAAGAGUCCUGCCCUGACAGCACUGGACAUCACAGGGAAGCCUUUGUACACACUUACUUACGGGAAGCUGUGGAGCCGCAGUGUGAAGCUAGCCUUUACCCUUCUCAACCGGCUGGGGACCAAGACAGAGCCAGUGCUGAAACCAGGAGAUCGGGUGGCGCUAGUGUAUCCCAACAGUGACCCUGGGAUGUUCUAUGUAGCCUUCUAUGGCUGCCUGCUGGCUGAGGUCAUACCAGUACCAAUAGAGGUACCGCUGUCUCGCAAGGAUGCAGGAAUUCAACAGAUCGGGUUCCUGCUGGGCAGCUGUGGGGUGUCUCUGGCACUGACCAGUGAGGCGUGCCUCAAGGGGCUGCCUAAGACCCCCAAUGGAGAGAUCAUACAGUUCAAAGGUUGGCCUCGACUGAAGUGGGUGGUGACUGACACCAAGUAUCUGACAAAACCGUCGAAGGACUGGCAGCCCCAUAUUCCUACUGCUAACACUGACCCGGCCUACAUUGAGUACAAAGCCAGUAAGGAGGGUACAGUGAUGGGGGUGGCAGUGUCCAAGGUAGCCAUGCUGACACACUGCCAAGCCUUGACGCAAGCCUGCAACUACAUCGAAGGAGAGACCCUGGUCAAUGUAGUGGACUUUAAGAAGGACAUUGGCUUGUGGCAUGGCGUUCUCACAUGUGUCAUGAAUCGGAUACACACCAUCAGCGUGCCCUAUUCCGUGAUGAAGGCAUGCCCACUGUCCUGGGUGCAGAGGGUGAACAUUCACAAAGCGCGAGUGGCUCUGGUGAAGUGUCGUGACCUACACUGGGCCAUGAUGGCAUUCAGAGAACAGCGGGACAUCAGUUUGGCGACCCUGCGUAUGCUCCUCGUCGCAGACGGUGCCAACCCCUGGUCUGUGUCAUCAUGUGAUGCCUUCCUCAACGUAUUUCAGUCUCAUGGCCUGAAGCCAGAGGUCAUCUGCCCCUGUGCGGCAUCGCCUGAAGCCAUGACAGUGGCCAUCCGCAGACCAGGAGUCCCUGGGGCACCCCUCCCUGCUCGGGCUAUCCUGUCCAUGUGGGGGUUGAGCCAUGGGGUGAUACGGGUCAACACGGAAGAUAAGAACUCAGCCCUUACCGUGCAGGAUGUGGGUCACGUCAUGCCUGGUGCUCUGAUGUGCAUCGUGAAGCCGGAUGGGCCACCACAGCUAUGCAAGACAGAUGAAAUUGGGGAGAUCUUGGUGAACUCUCGCGCUGGGGGCACCAUGUACUAUGGUCUGCCUGGGGUCACAAAGAAUACAUUUGAGGUGAUUCCAGUGAACUCCAGUGGUGCACCCAUAGGAGACAUCCCCUUUGUGCGCUCUGGACUGCUGGGCUUUGUGGGGCCAGGAAGCCUGGUGUUUGUGGUGGGCAAGAUGGAGGGCCUGCUGAACGUCAGUAGCCGACGGCACAAUGCGGAUGACCUAGUGGCAACUGCACUAGCGGUAGAGCCCGUCAAGACCGUUUACCGUGGGAGGAUUGUGGUGUUCUCUGUGACUGUGUUCUACGACGAGAGGAUCGUGGUGGUAGCAGAGCAGAGGCCCGAUGCCAAUGAGGAGGACAGCUUCCAAUGGAUGAGCCGAGUACUUCAGGCCAUAGACAGUAUUCACCAGGUGGGGCUGUACUGCCUGGCUCUAGUCCCUGCCAACACUCUCUCCAAGACCCCCUUGGGAGGCAUCCACGUGUCCGAAACCAAACAGCAUUUCCUGGAGGGCAAUCUGCACCCCUGCAACAUUCUGAUGUGUCCUCACACCUGCGUCACCAACCUGCCUAAACCACGCCAGAAGCAGCCAGUGGGUGUGGGUCCAGCCUCAGUCAUGGUCGGCAAUCUGGUAGCGGGGAAGAGGAUUGCCCAAGCAGCUGGGAGAGAGCUGGCUCUAAUAGAUGACCAGGACCUAGUCAAAAAGCUCUAUAUGUGGCCCACCGUGAUGCACCAGUUCUUGACAGAAGCUUUGCAGUGGAGAGCUCAGACUGACCCUGAUCACACGCUCUUUGUCCUUCUCAAUGCUAAGGGGGCAGCAGUGAGCACAGCCACCUGUGUUCAGCUUCACAGGCGGGCGGAGAAGAUCUCGGCUGCCUUGACAGAGAAGGGCAGCAUCAACACAGGAGACAAUGUGGUGCUUCUCUACCCACCUGGUAUUGACCUGAUAGCGUCUUUCUAUGGCUGUCUGUAUGCUGGCUGCAUUCCAGUCACUGUCCGCCCCCCACACCCACAGAACCUGGCUGCCACGUUGCCCACUGUGCGCAUGAUAAUUGAUGUCAGUAAAGCAGCCUGCAUACUAACAACUCAAACUCUUAUGAAGAUGCUCCGGUCAAAGGAAGCUGCAGCCACUGUAAAUGUCAAAACGUGGCCAAUUAUCAUAGACACAGAUGAUCUCCCUCGAAAACGUCCAAUGCAAAUUUACAAGCCUCCCACUGCUGAAAUGCUGGCCUAUUUAGAUUUCAGUGUAUCCACCACCGGCAUGCUGACUGGAGUCAAGAUCUCCCAUGCAGCAGUUAGUGCUCUGUGCCGCUCUAUCAAGCUGCAGUGUGAGCUCUACUCUUCCCGGCAAAUUGUCAUCUGUCUGGAUCCCUACUGCGGUUUGGGCUUUGUGCUCUGGUGUCUCAGCAGUGUUUACUCAGGUCAUCAGUCCAUCCUGAUUCCCCCGAUGGAGCUGGAGAGCUCCCUACCACUGUGGUUGAGCACGCUCAGUCAGUACCGCAUCAGAGACACAUUCUGCUCCUACUCUGUCAUGGAGUUGUGCACCAAGGGAUUGGGUACACAGACCGAGGCACUCAAGGCUCGUGGGGUAAACCUGUCAUGUGUGCGCAGCUGUGUGGUUGUUGCAGAAGAGCGACCCCGUCUGGCUCUUACGCAAUCCUUUUCCAAGUUGUUCAAGGACCUGGGCCUGUCUUCUCGUGCUGUCAGCACCGCCUUUGGUUCCCGGGUCAACCUGGCUCUCUGCCUGCAGGGCACUACAGGGCCAGACCCCUCAACUGUCUAUGUUGACAUGAAGUCACUUCGGCAUGACAGGGUUCGACUGGUUGAGCGAGGAGCUCCUCAGAGUCUUCCUCUUAUGGAGUCUGGAACUAUCCUUCCAGGGGUCCGAGUGAUCAUAGUGAACCCGGAGACACGUGGCCCGUUAGGAGACUCCCAUCUUGGUGAGAUCUGGGUGAGCAGCCCACACAAUUCCAGUGGUUAUUACACCAUCUAUGGUGAGGAGAGCCUGCAGGCAGAUCACUUCAACACCAGGCUGAGCUUUGGUGAGCCGCAGACCUUGUGGGCCCGGACUGGCUACCUAGGCUUUGUGAGGAGGACCGAGCUGCUAGAUGCCAGUGGAGACCGCCAUGAUGCUCUGUUUGUGGUGGGCUCUCUGGAUGAAGCUCUGGAGUUGAGGGGGCUGCGCUAUCAUCCCAUCGACAUUGAAACAUCUGUGUCACGUGCCCAUCGCAGCAUCGGAGAGAGUGCUGUUUUUACAUGGACAAACCUUCUGGUGGUGGUAUCGGAGCUGUGUGGGUCUGAGCAGGAGGCAUUGGACCUGGUGCCCCUGGUUACUAGCGUGGUCUUGGAGGAGCACCACUUAGUGGUGGGUGUGGUGGUUGUGGUGGAUCCAGGAGUCAUUCCCAUCAACUCCCGUGGGGAGAAGCAGCGGAUGCAUCUAAGGGACUCUUUCCUCGCCGACCAGCUGGACCCCAUUUAUGUGGCUUAUAACAUGUGAACUACUGGAUUGACUCUGAGCUUCAUGGAGCUGGACCUGUAACCUGAUGCACUUGGUUUUUAUCACACACUGCACAUUUGAAAGCCCUAGAAGUGUGCUUUGUAAACCACUAUCCAAGCUUCUGAUCACUCAGCUGGGCAGAGGUGUAGUGCGAUGGUGUAAAGCGCUAGUCUCUCACUGAGUCUCAGCCAUCUCCCACCAUCCUUUACAGGAAUGCAUUACUUAUGCUGUGCCACUUGCUUUGGUAAGGACUGUGUAAACUUGUUAGUCAGUGCAGUAAAUCAGUGAAUGUAAGGAUUCAGCUCCUCAGCUGGCGAAUGAGCUGGGAAGGAAUGGAGGGAAGGAACUGGUGGGGGAGGAACAAAAGCAAUGAGUGAUCAAGUACCUUAAAAAUGCAAUUUUAAAGUUUUUUUUUUUUUU
This is a messenger RNA of Scleropages formosus (Asian bonytongue), 5321 nucleotides long. RefSeq names its product disco-interacting protein 2 homolog B-A-like. The record is from RefSeq and is a predicted model, not a curated record. The transcript is spliced from 40 exons. Bases 162 to 4901 code for a protein of 1579 amino acids. Lineage: Eukaryota; Metazoa; Chordata; Actinopteri; Osteoglossiformes; Osteoglossidae.